Messenger RNA from Arabis nemorensis, 519 nucleotides. The record is from the annotation of a GenBank genome assembly. NCBI's taxonomy places the organism in Eukaryota, Viridiplantae, Streptophyta, Magnoliopsida, Brassicales, Brassicaceae.
AUGGGAUUUCCAGUAGGUUACACAGAGGUUUUUCUACCGAAGCUAUUCGUACAAACACUAUCGAUUCUGGGUUUCAUAAGAACAAUCGUCUUCUCCAUCUUCCGAUUCAUGGGUCUCUCCGAUUUCCUCGAAAUGGAUCAAAACUGGCCUGAUUACACUUCUUACCCGACCCGAAUACCCGAAAUCCGCUCACCUUUCUCCGCUCUCUUAAUCAGAGAGAUCUUACCGGUUAUAAAAUUCAAAGAAGUUACAAACUCCGGCGAAGAUCUACCGGAAAACUGCGCCGUUUGUCUAUACGAAUUCGAAGGAGACCAAGAGAUCCGGUGGUUACGAAACUGCAGACAUAUUUUCCACCGGAGCUGUCUCGACCGUUGGAUGGAUCAUGAUCAGAAAACGUGUCCUCUUUGUAGAACACCUUUUGUUCCCGAUGAGAUGCAAGAAGAGUUUAAUCAACGGCUUUGGGCUGCUUCUGGUGUUCAUGAUUUUCACGGCGAGUAUAGUCCGGUCACGGAAUUAUAG